GAAUUUGUCUGGUUAAGAUUCAUGGCGCCUUCACCAAAGAAGAAUCAAACUUUAUAACGUCUUCUUCACGUCCGGAAAAAUUCCUUUUCUUCACUCCAUUAAAUUUAAUUCUCCAUUUUCCACUUGAUGAAUCUUUGACUGCAAGUCCCCAACUGCUCCCAUUCUCUUGGAUACCCACUAUAAGUUUCUCCAUAAACUCUAGUGGGUACCUCUUCUUUCCCCUAAUUUCAUCUCUAAAAUCAAGCAAGACUGCUAUCUGUAGCCAGGCAAACCCUAAUUUUAAAAGGUUUAGAUAGUUUCGUGCUCAAGGAAUUAAUAAUGGUGGGGGCUUUGUCCGUUGUUGGUUCAACGGUUAUGGAGUCGCAUACUGGCCCGUGUUUGUGCCUGGAUGCGCUUCCAACGACUAAUAUGAACCUGAAAAGUGGCGGCGGGGAUUUGGUUUUGCAGAGGAAUUCAAUAAAGAGUAAGCACAUGGCGAGGUCAACGAGGUUGGUGGAGCUGAGCAGUUGCUUUUCACGGCAUGAUUGGAGGGUUUCAUCGAGGGUUUCUUCUAGGAAGCAUCGGAGAGAUAGGAGAUUGGUGGUUGUCAGUGAGCUUGGAGGGCAGUAUGAAGACACUUUUGAGGAUGUUAAAUUGCAAAUACAAAACUAUUUCACAUACAAAGCGGUGAGGACAGUUCUUAACCAGCUUUAUGAAAUGAAUCCACCCCAGUAUAGGUGGUUCUACAAUUUUGUUGCAAUGAAUAAACCUGGAGAUGGCAAACGCUUCAUACGCACUCUUGGCAAGGAGCAGCAGGACCUUGCUGAAAGAGUGAUGGUAACGCGUCUCCACUUGUAUGGUAAAUGGAUUAAGAAAUGUGAUCAUGCGCAAAUAUAUAAAGAAAUAUCUGAUGAGAACUUGCAGCUGAUGCGGGAGCGGCUCAUGGAGACAGUGAUAUGGCCGUCUGAUGACACCAAUACAGAGAAAAUUGGCUGAGGGGUGGCUCUGACUUUGUUCUGCUAAUCUUGGCCUUCUUUUCAUUUCCUAUGUUGUUCACAUAUUCUAGAGUAGGGUAUAUCUAUAGCCUAGAAUAUGAUCCACUUUGGAUGGAGAGAAGACAAUAGUUCAAUUUUAUAAUUUUAUACUUUACAUUGUACAUAUGAAUAUCAUAUGUGGUUUUGGUUGUAGGUUCUUCAGUUCUGAAAUUGGACAUUCUCACUUUCUUUAGGUGAAUCUAUUAUAAUGCAGUUGACAUAGCGGUCAUCUUUAUGAAAA
This is a messenger RNA of Carica papaya (papaya), 1254 nucleotides long. It is a transcript of the gene RBCX2, whose product is annotated as Chaperonin-like RbcX protein. Lineage: Eukaryota; Viridiplantae; Streptophyta; Magnoliopsida; Brassicales; Caricaceae. Gene Ontology annotation, biological process: ribulose bisphosphate carboxylase complex assembly. The record is from RefSeq and is a predicted model, not a curated record. Gene Ontology annotation, molecular function: protein folding chaperone.